CCCGCUUCGCUUUCCCCGCCCGCGAGAUUGGCGACAUGGCCACGCUCCUGGGCUGCGUGCUCGACAUCCCCGCUGAGAUUACGGCCGCCACGCUGGUGGCGCUUGGCACCAGUUUGCCGGACACGUUUGCCUCCCUGAUCGCCGCACAGGAGCUACCCACGGCCGACGACGCCAUCGGCAACAUCACGGGCAGCAACUCCGUCAAUGUGUUUCUCGGGCUGGGCAUCCCAUGGACGAUCGGCGCCUUCUACUGGGAGGCGCAGGGCGUGGCAUUCACAGUGCCCGCGGGGUCGCUCAGUUUUAGCGUCUUGGUUUUCACGAUCGGCGCGCUGUGCUGCGUGAUGCUGUUGGUGUUCAGGCGGCGGGCCUACUCCGGGGAGCUCGGGGGGCCGAAGUCGGCCGCCAACCGCGACGCGGCGCUGCUCGUGGCCUUGUGGGUCGCUUACAUCGCAAUGGUCAUUCUCAAAUCUCUGAACAUGAUCUGA
This is a messenger RNA of Prorocentrum cordatum, 485 nucleotides long. NCBI's taxonomy places the organism in Eukaryota, Dinophyceae, Prorocentrales, Prorocentraceae. The record is from the annotation of a GenBank genome assembly.